Malus domestica (apple) is the source of this 12005-nucleotide messenger RNA. RefSeq names its product protein SPIRRIG-like. Gene Ontology annotation, molecular function: protein binding. NCBI's taxonomy places the organism in Eukaryota, Viridiplantae, Streptophyta, Magnoliopsida, Rosales, Rosaceae. The record is from RefSeq and is a predicted model, not a curated record.
GAGAGAGAAAGAGUUAGAGAGAGAGAGAGAGAGAGAGAGUUGAAGUUGGAAAGGAUAUAUAGAAAGAAGCGACGAACAAGGCGCGGAGAGGCGGUCCGAGAACACGCAGAGACAACGUUAUCAUUUAUUUCGAUUCAUUUUCUUUUCGCUUUUCUCCUCCGAAGUCCGCGUAUCCGCGUUUUUCGCACACAAAAAAAUUAAAGAAAAAAGAAAAAGAAAAUCGGGAAAAAAAAAUUGAACGAAAUCCGGGAAAGAAAAUCCGUCGCGGAGAAGAAAGAAACGCGCAAGAAACGAGCAGCGAAACGCCGAGAUUCAUCGAGCUCGAUACGCCGGAUCUUGCUGCUCCGAAUCCCGACCCGAAUCCGAGUCCGCUCGCUGUCUGUUGGGACGCAUGGUUUAUUAGCUCCGUGUUCGUUUUGAUUUUCCGGGAAAGAUAUUAUUUUCCUGGAAUUUUUGUGCGGUUUGGGUAAAUUUGAUUGUGAGGUUUCUGUGGCUGGAUCAGAUCCUUCCGGUGGAGCUUGGAUCUGGUGCGGCGGAUGAGAGAGGAGGUGUAUGUAUUAAGAAUCAAUAGGGAAAACGAUGAAAUGGGGAGCAUUGCUUAAGGACUUAAGGGAGAAGGUCGGUUUCACUCAAUCGCCGUCGUCUUCUUUAUCUGCUUCUGCUGCCGCCGCCGCCGCUUCUUCGUCAUCGUCGCCGGCUCUCUCUGCCAAUAACAAUGCUAAUUCAGCUCUUCACGGCUCGUAUUCUCCUUCAGGAGACAAACAUGAAUUGGAAUUGGACUUCAAGAGAUUUUGGGAAGAGUUCCGGACAUCCAGCUCUGAAAAGGAGAAAGAAGCGGCCUUGAAUUUAACUGUAGAUAUCUUUUGUAGAUUAGUAAGGCAACAUGCAAAUGUAGCUCAAUUAGUUACCAUGUUAGUUGAAACACAUAUAUUCUCAUUUGUCCUGGGAAGGGCAUUUGUAACAGAUAUUGAGAAGCUAAAAAUCAGCAGCAGAAAAAGAUAUUUGGAUGUAGAAAAAGUACUGACGUUUUUUUCAGAAGUCACAAAGGAUGGCAUCAGUCCUGGUUCAAAUUUGUUAACUGCUUUACAAGUGCUAGCUUCUGCGCCUAUUGAUAAACAAUCUCUCCUUGAUUCGGGCAUAUUGUGCUGUCUCAUUCAUAUUCUCAAUGCCCUUCUGGAUCCUGAUGAAGCCAAUCAGAAGCAAAAGGCUACUGAUCAUGAUGAACUACUUUCAACUGAGAAAGAUUAUGACGGUGUUGCCGGCCAAGUCCAUCGGCUUGAGGUAGAGGGGAGUGUUGUGCAUAUUAUGAAAGCACUGGCAAACCAUCCUUUGGCAGCACAAAGUUUGAUUGAGGAUGAUUCUCUUCAGUUGCUCUUUCAGAUGGUUGCGAAUGGCUCUUUGACAGUCUUCUCUAGAUACAACGAGGGCCUGGUUCUGCUGCACAGCAUUCAGCUUCAUAGACAUGCUAUGCAGAUUCUUGGUCUUCUUUUGGUCAAUGACAAUGGGAGCACUGCAAACUAUAUUCGCAAACAUCAUCUGAUUAAAGUUCUUUUAAUGGCUGUCAAAGAUUUCAAUCCUGAUUGCGGUGAUUCUACAUAUACCAUGGGCAUUGUGGAUUUGCUGCUUGAAUGUGUUGAAUUGUCAUAUAGACCUGAUGCUGGUGGUGUCAGGCUUAGGGAGGAUAUACAUAAUGCCCAUGGUUAUCAGUUCCUUGUUCAGUUUGCUUUAAUUCUUUCCUCAAUGUCUGAAAGUCAGGGGUUCCAUUCUGUUCAGUAUAAAUUUUCAGACAAAAAUUCUGCAUCAGGCGGUUCCCAUGCACAGGAUGUUGUAGACAUUCAGGAUUCCAUGGGAGAAAAGGGACCCUUAGAUGAACAACUUUCUCCCACACUGUCUAGGUUGCUUGAUGUUCUUGUUAAUCUAGCUCAAACUGGCCCAACCGAACCAAAAGUUUCCAAGUCUUCCCAUACCAGGUCCAGUGGCCAUAGCAGAAGUCGUACACCAUCUUCAGAUAGAUUGGCUGAUGAAGUUUGGGAAAAGGACAAUAAUAAAGUCAAAGACCUUGAAGCAGUUCAGAUGUUGCAGGACAUUUUCCUCAAAGCAGAAAGCAGGGAGUUGCAAGCAGAAGUUCUGAAUAGAAUGUUCAAAAUAUUUUCAAGUCAUCUUGAAAAUUACAAGUUGUGCCAGCAGUUACGGACUGUUCCACUUUUCAUCCUAAAUAUGGCUGGUUUUCCUCCAUCUUUACAAGAGAUACUGCUAAAAAUUCUUGAGUAUGCCGUGACUGUUGUAAACUGCGUCCCUGAGCAAGAGUUACUGUCACUUUGUUGCUUGUUGCAGCAACCAAUAUCAUCAGACUUAAAGCACACUGUACUUUCUUUUUUUGUAAAACUUCUAUCUUUUGACCAGCAGUACAAAAAGGUCCUCCGAGAAGUUGGUGUCCUGGAGGUUUUGUUGGAUGACCUGAAGCAGCACAAGUUGCUUUUGGGUUCAGAGCAUCAAAGUGCCAAUACUAAUCAGUUGGAGAUAAAUUCUGGUUCAAGCAGCUUUAAAAAGCACUUGGACAGCAAGGAUGUAAUUAUUUCAUCACCCAAACUAAUGGAAUCUGGUUCAGGGAAGCUUCCUAUAUUUGAAGUUGAUGGUACAAUUACUAUAGCGUGGGAUUGUAUGGUCUCUUUAUUAAAGAAAACUGAAACCAACCAAUCGUCUUUCCGUGUGGCUAAUGGUGUAACUACUGUUCUUCCGUUUCUUGUGUCUGACACACACCGAGCAGGGGUGCUUAGGGUAUUGUCAUGUUUGAUCAUUGAAGAUGGUACCCAGGCACAUCCUGAAGAAUUAGGUGUGAUUGUUGAAAUUCUAAAAAGUGGAAUGGUUACCAGUGUUACGGGAUCUCAAUACAGGCUUCAAAAUGAUGCAAAAUGUGACACUAUGGGGGCUUUGUGGCGCAUUCUGGGAGUUAGUAACUCAGCUCAGAGGGUUUUUGGUGAAGCCACUGGUUUUUCUAUUCUUCUUACCACACUCCAUAGUUUCCAAAGUGAAGGGGAGCAUUCAGAUCAAUCUUCUUUAGAGGUUUACAUCAAGGUGUUUACGUAUUUGUUGCGUCUAGUGACUGCUGGGGUGUGUGGUAAUGCUGUUAAUAGGACAAAAUUGCACACAAUUAUAUCAUCCCAAACUUUCUAUGAUCUUCUAUCCGAGUCAGGCUUACUUGGUGUGGACUGUGAAAAGCAAGUCAUACAAUUAUUGUUUGAACUAGCUCUUGAAAUUGUGCUUCCACCGUUCUUAACAUCAGAAAGUGUUACAUCGUCGGAUGUGCUUGAUAAUGAGUCUUCAAGUUUUUCAAUAAUGACUACAUCAGGUUCAUUUCAUCCUGAUAAGGAACGGGUGUUCAACGCUGGUGCUGUCAGAGUUCUUAUUCGGUCGUUACUGCUUUUUACUCCAAAGAUGCAGCUUGAAGUGCUUAACCUUAUUGAAAGGCUUGCUCAUGCUGGUCCCUUCAACCAGGAAAACCUCACCUCUAUAGGUUGCAUUGAACUUCUGCUGGAAACCAUUCACCCAUUCCUUUUGGGCUCAUCUCCAUUCCUUAAGCAUGCUCUGGAGAUUGUGGAAGUUCUUGGGGCAUACAGGUUAUCUGCAUCAGAACUUCGAAUGCUUAUUCGAUAUGUGUUGCAAAUGAGGUCAAUGAAGUCAGGUCGUAUACUUGUUGACAUGAUGGAAAGGUUAAUUCUCAUGGAGGAUUCAGAAAAUAUUUCCCUCGCACCAUUUGUAGAGAUGGACAUGAGCAAGAUUGGUCAUGCUUCCAUUCAGGUUUCUCUGGGAGAAAGAUCAUGGCCUCCAGCAGCUGGUUAUUCAUUUGUCUGUUGGUUUCAGUUUCAGAAUCUGUUGAAGUUGCAAACAAAAGAAACUGAGUCCAAAGCUGGUUCUUCUAAAAAGUGGAGCAGUUCUGCCGGGCAACAUCAUGAGCGGCAUAUUCUCCGGAUAUUUUCUGUUGGUGCUGCAAAUAAUGGAAAUGCAUUCUAUGCAGAAUUAUAUCUUGACGAGGAUGGUGUUCUUACCCUUGCAACCAGCAGUUCUUGCUCCUUAUCAUUUUCAGGAUUGGAACUUGAGGAAGGCAGGUGGCAUCACCUUGCAGUUGUACAUAGCAAGCCAAAUGCUCUUGCUGGAUUGUUCCAAGCCAGUGUUGCUUAUGUAUAUCUUGAUGGAAAGCUUAGACACACAGGGAAACUAGGAUAUUCUCCAUCUCCGAUUGGGAAACCUUUGCAGGUAACCGUGGGGACUCCAGUUAAUUGUGCAAGAGUUAGUGACUCGACCUGGAAGGUCCGUUCUUGCUACCUUUUUGAGGAGGUGCUCACCUCAGGUAGUAUUUGUUUCAUGUACAUUCUUGGUAGAGGAUAUAGAGGGCUCUUCCAGGACACGGAUCUUCUUCGUUUUGUCCCCAACCAGGCAUGUGGUGGUGGUAGCAUGGCUAUCUUAGAUACCUUGGAUGCUGACUUGACCUUGGCUUCUAAUACACAGAAGCUUGACAAAUCUAGUAAGCAAGUAGUCUCCAAGGCAGAUGGCAGUGGAAUUGUUUGGGAUUUGGAGAGACUAGGUUAUCUCUCUUCACAGCUCUCUGGGAAGAAGCUUAUAUUCGCAUUUGAUGGAACCUGUGCAGAAGCUAUUCGAGCAUCAGGGGAGCUAUCCAUGCUCAAUCUAGUUGAUCCAUUGUCAGCAGCUGCUUCUCCUAUUGGGGGUAUACCACGAUUUGGGCGUCUUCAUGGGGAUAUUUACCUAUGUAGGCAAUGUGUAAUUGGUGAUACUAUCUGCCUGGUUGGUGGGAUGACUGUUAUCCUGGCCUUAGUUGAGGCUGCUGAGACUAGGGACAUGCUACAAAUGGCCCUUACUUUACUGGCCUCUGCCCUUCAUCAGAAUCCUCAGAAUGUGAGAGACAUGCAAAAAUGCCGGGGAUACCAUUUGUUGGCUCUCUUUUUGCGUCGUCAAAUGUCACUGUUUGACAUGCAAUCUCUUGAGAUCUUUUUCCAGAUUGCUGCUUGUGAAGCUUCAUUUUCGGAACCGAGGAAGUUGAAAUAUAAUCGGACUAAUUUGUCACCAGUUACAACUAUGCAGGAAACCAGUUUUGAGGAACUUAAUUUGUCAAGGUUUCGUGAUGAGUUUUCUUCUGUUGGAUCUCAAGGAGACAUGGAUGAUUUUUCUGCACCAAAAGAUUCAUUUAGUCACAUUUCGGAGCUUGAAAGUGCUGAUAUUCCGGAUGAAACCUCAAAUUGCAUUGUCUUGUCAAAUGAAGACAUGGUUGAACAUGUCUUGUUGGAUUGGACAUUGUGGGUAACGGCUCCAGUUGCAAUUCAAAUUGCACUUCUUGGUUUUCUUGAGCAUCUAGUGUCCAUGCACUGGUACAGAAAUCAUAACCUUACUGUUCUGCGCCGAAUAAACCUUGUUCAACAUUUAUUAGUUACUCUACAGCGGGGUGAUGUUGAAGUUCCCGUUUUGGAGAAAUUGGUUGUAUUGCUUGGUGUCAUUUUAGAAGAUGGGUUUCUCUCUUCUGAACUGGAACAUGUGGUUCGGUUUGUGAUUAUGACAUUUGAUCCACCUGAAUUGACACCCCGACAUCCAAUAGUGCGUGAGGCCAUGGGAAAGCAUGUAAUCGUGAGAAACAUGCUGCUGGAGAUGCUUAUUGAUCUGCAAGUAACCAUUAAAUCCGAAGAAUUGCUUGAGCAGUGGCAUAAGAUUGUUUCUUCUAAAUUGAUUACAUAUUUUCUAGAUGAAUCUGUUCACCCAACAAGUAUGAGAUGGAUCAUGACUCUUCUUGGAGUUUGUCUUACUUCGUCUCCUACAUUUGCGCUAAAGUUUCGGACAAGUGGAGGUUAUCAAGGCUUGACCCGGGUGCUUCCAAGCUUCUAUGAUUCCCCAGACAUAUAUUACAUUUUGUUCUGUCUGAUAUUCGGAAAGUCUGUCUAUCCUAGAUUGCCAGAAGUUCGCAUGCUAGACUUUCAUGCACUUAUGCCAAAUGAUGGAAGUAAUGUGGAACUGAAAUUCGUAGAAUUGUUGGAAUCUGUUAUUACCAUGGCAAAAUCUACAUUUGAUAGGCUGAGCAUUCAGUCAAUGCUUGCUCACCAAUCUGGUAAUCUUUCCCAGGUUGGUGCUGGCCUUGUGGCAGAACUCGUGAAUGGAAAUGCAGACAUGGCCGGGGAGCUUCAAGGUGAAGCAUUGAUGCAUAAAACAUAUGCGGCACGCUUAAUGGGUGGGGAGGCAUCAGCCCCUUUUGCUGCUACUUCAGUCUUGAGAUUUAUGGUUGAUUUGGCAAAAAUGUGCCCCCCUUUCACUGCUGUCUGCAAACGAGCAGAGUUUCUCGAAGGCUGCAUUGACCUAUAUUUUUCUUGUGUCAGAGCGGCCCAUGCUGUGAAGAUGGCGAAGGAGCUAUCUGUAAAGGCAGAAGAGAAGAACUUGAAUGAUUGUGACGAUACCUGUAGUUCACAGAACACGUUUUCUAGCCUACCUCAUGAACAGGAUCAGUCUGCCAAAACCUCCAUCAGUGUUGGAAGCUUCCCUCCUGCUCAGGUGAGUUCAAGUUCUGAAGAUACGGCUGUUCCCCUAAAUUCUGGGGCCGAUGAUAAAGCAAAGACCAAGGCUAUUACAGCCCAGCCGGGAUUGCACAUAUCAGUGCAAGAGGAUGUACAAGCUGUUCAGAGCUUAGAUGGUGACAAUGCUGACCAAGUUUCUGCCACAUCCAGCACAAAUGAUUUUAGUUUCCGUAAGGUCACCCUGGAACCCCUUAAACCAGUGGAUUCUGAGAGUUCCGCAUCUUUUACCAUGCUUGAUUCUCCCAAUUUAUCAGAGAAGUCUAGUUCGAGGCUCCCACUUACACCCUCUCCUUCUCCUGUUUUAGCAUUGACAUCUUGGCUGGGAAGUGUGGGCUAUAAUGAAUUCAAAUCUCCCUUGGUUGCCACUCCUUCCAUUGAUUCUUCUGCGACUACCACUGAAUUUGAUCCAUCUGCAGAGCUGAAGUCUCCUGGGCCUUCUAAUGCAAGUAAUUUUUUUUCAGCUAGUCCAAAGCUACUUCUUGAAAUGGAUGAUUGUGGCUAUGGAGGUGGUCCUUGUUCCGCUGGAGCCACUGCUGUUUUAGAUUUUAUUGCAGAAGUUCUUUCUGAGUUUGUGACCGAGCAAAUUAAAGCAUCACAGAUUAUAGAGGGAAUCUUGGAAAGUGUUCCAUUAUAUGUUGAUGUAGAUUCUAUGUUGGUAUUCCAAGGAUUGUGCCUUAGCAGACUGAUGAACUUUCUGGAAAGGCGUCUCUUGCGCGAUGAUGAAGAAAAUGAGAAAAAGCUAGAUAAAAAUCGUUGGUCCUCAAAUUUAGAUUCCUUAUGCUGGAUGAUAGUGGAUCGUGCAUAUAUGGGCGCUUUUCCUCAACCCUCUGGAAUACUAAAGACGCUUGAGUUCUUAUUAUCCAUGCUACAAUUAGCAAAUAAAGAUGGCCGAAUUGAAGAAGCUACUCCUAGUGGGAAGAGCCUCUUAUCUAUUGCAAGAGGGAGCAGACAACUUGAUGCUUAUAUACAUUCAAUUCUUAAAAAUACAAAUCGUAUGAUACUGUAUUGUUUUCUGCCAUCAUUCUUGUCUUCAAUAGGAGAAGAUGAUCUGCUUUUGUCCUUAGGUUUGCUAGUUGAAUCAAAGAAGAGAGCUUCCUCCAACUCUUCACAUGAUAAUUCAGGAAUUAAUAUCGGCACAGUCUUACAGUUAUUAGUUGCUCACAGGCGAAUUAUAUUCUGUCCCAGCAAUAUGGAUACCGAUAUAAAUUGUUGUCUUUGUGUCAACUUAAUAUCUCUCCUGCAUGACCAACGACAGAAUGUGCAGAACAUGGCUGUUGAUAUUGUCAAGUAUCUCCUGGUGCAUCGUCAGGUAGCUCUAGAAGAUCUGCUGGUUUCUAAACCAAAUCAAGGACACCAACUGGAUGUGCUACAUGGGGGAUUUGACAAGUUAUUAAUAUUGACUGAAAAUUUAUCUGCUUUCUUUGAAUGGCUUCAGAGUUCUGAAGUGAUGGUGAAUAAAGUACUAGAGCAGUGUGCUUCCAUUAUGUGGGUACAGUAUAUUACUGGAUCAGCAAAAUUUCCAGGAGUGAGAAUUAAAGCUAUGGAGGGUCGUCGCAAGAGAGAAAUGGGGAGAAAAUCAAGGGAUACAUCAAAGUUAGAUAUAAAGCACUGGGAGCAGGUGAAUGAACGGAGAUAUGCACUGGAAUUGGUGCGUGAUGCAAUGUCCACUGAACUAAGAGUGGUGCGUCAAGACAAGUAUGGAUGGGUUCUGCAUGCUGAGAGCGAGUGGCAAACGCAUCUUCAACAACUUGUCCAUGAGCGGGGAAUAUUCCCAAUGCAAAAAUCCUCUGUUAAUCGGGAUCCUGAUUGGCAGCUUUGUCCAAUUGAAGGUCCAUACAGGAUGCGCAAAAAACUUGAGCGCUGCAGAUUGAAACUUGAUACUAUCCAAAAUGUUCUUGAUGGACAAUUUGAAGUAAGGGAAGCAGAGCUGUCCAAAGAGAAUAAUGAGAAUGAUCUGGAUGCUUCUGAUAAUGAUUCUGAGUCAUACUUUCAACUUUUGACUGAUAGUGCCAAACAGAAUGGCCUUGAUGGUGAACUGUAUGAAGGGUCAUUUCUUAAAGAACCUGAUAAUGCCAAAGAUGUUGCUUCUGUUAGUCAUGAAUGGAAUGAUGAUAGAGCUAGUAGUAUCAAUGAAGCAAGUUUGCACUCUGCACUCGAGUUUGGUGGAAAAUCUAGUUCAGCAUCUGUCCCCAUAGAUGACAGUGUACAUGAAAGAUCUGACCUAGGGUCUCCAUGGCAAUCUUCUUCUGCAAGAAUCGAUGAUGUCAAAGUCACAGAUGAUAAAUCGGAUAAGGAACUCCAUGAUAAUGGUGAAUACCUGAUCAGGCCUUAUCUGGAACCUUUUGAAAAGAUACGAUUUCGGUAUAAUUGUGAACGAGUUAUGGGUCUGGACAAGCAUGAUGGUAUAUUUUUAAUAGGCGAGCAUUCUUUGUAUGUGAUUGAAAACUUCUAUAUCGACGACUCUGGGUGUAUUUGUGAAAAGGAAUGCGAAGAUGAACUCUCUAUCAUUGAUCAGGCUCUUGGUGUAAAGAAGGAUGUUACUAUGGAUUUCCAUUCAAAGUCAACUUCAUCUUGGGGAGUAACAGUAAAGUCAGGAGUUGGGGGAAGAGCAUGGGCCUACAAUGGCGGUGCAUGGGGAAAGGAGAAAGUCUGUACUAGUGGUAAUCUACCUCACCCUUGGAACAUGUGGAAACUUAACAGUGUUCAUGAGCUUUUGAAGCGUGAUUACCAGUUGCGUCCUGUUGCUGUUGAAAUCUUUAGCAUGGAUGGAUGUAAUGAUCUUUUGGUGUUCCACAAAAAAGAAAGGGAAGAAGUUUUCAAAAAUCUAGUAGCCAUGAAUCUUCCCAGAAAUAGCAUGUUGGACACAACCAUAUCAGGAUCAGCAAAACAAGAAAGCAAUGAGGGUAGCCGCCUAUUUAAGUCAAUGGCCAAGUCCUUUUCAAAGAGGUGGCAAAAUGGAGAAAUAAGCAAUUUCCAGUACCUCAUGCAUCUCAACACGUUGGCAGGACGGGGAUACAGUGAUCUUACCCAAUAUCCAGUGUUUCCAUGGGUUCUGGCAGAUUAUGAGAGUGAAAACCUGGACUUAUCAGAUCCCAAGACUUUUCGUGGACUUGACAAACCGAUGGGUUGUCAAACAUUAGAGGGCAGAGAAGAAUUCAGGAAAAGGUACGAGAGCUGGGAUGAUCCGGAGGUCCCAAAGUUCCAUUAUGGUUCUCAUUAUUCCAGUGCUGGGAUUGUCCUCUUCUAUCUUCUACGCCUACCACCUUUCAGUACAGAGAAUCAAAAGCUACAGGGAGGGCAAUUUGACCAUGCUGAUCGUCUUUUUAAUAGUAUUAAAGAUACUUGGUUCAGUGCAGCUGGAAAGGGCAACACAUCAGAUGUGAAGGAGUUGAUUCCUGAAUUUUUCUACAUGCCAGAGUUCCUGGAAAAUCGUUUCAAUCUUGAUUUGGGAGAGAAGCAAUCAGGAGAGAAGGUUGGUGAUGUUGGCUUACCUCCAUGGGCUAAAGGCAGUGCUAGAGAAUUCAUCAGGAAGCACAGGCAGGCCCUGGAAUCUGACUACGUUUCACAAAAUUUGCAUCAUUGGAUAGAUCUCAUUUUUGGAUAUAAACAGAGAGGAAAGGCAGCUGAGGAAGCUGUGAAUGUUUUCUAUCACUACACGUACGAGGGGAGUGUAGACAUAGAUUCGGUGACAGAUCCUGCAAUGAAAGCCUCAAUUCUAGCACAGAUUAAUCAUUUUGGGCAGACACCCAAACAGCUAUUCCUCAAACCCCAUGUGAAAAGGCAGGUCAACAGAAGGGUUCCUCAUCCACUUAAGUACUCUCACCAUCUCGUUCAGCAUGAGAUACGCAAGACAUCGUCUUCGAUAACUCAGAUUGUUACUGUCAAUGAGAAAAUCCUAGUGGCAGGAACAAAUUGUUUGCUUAAGCCAAGAACGUAUACCAAGUAUGUUGCAUGGGGUUUCCCAGAUCGUAGCUUAAGAUUUAUGAGCUAUGAUCAAGAUCGACUCCUAUCGACACAUGAGAAUCUUCAUGGGGGCAACCAGAUUCAGUGUACUGGCGUUAGCCAUGAUGGUCAGAUUCUGGUCACUGGGGCUGAUGAUGGUUUAGUUUCUGUUUGGAGAAUCAGUAAUUCUGGCUCCCGUGUCUUGAGGCGCUUGCAGUUGGAGAAGGCACUUUGCGCCCACGCAUCCAGAAUUACAUGUCUUCAUGUUAGCCAGCCUUACAUGCUGAUUGUGAGUGGAUCAGAUGACUGCACUGUUGUUAUAUGGGAUCUCAGCUCCUUGGUUUUUGUUAGGCAGCUCCCUGAGUUUCCAGCCCCGAUUUCUGCGAUUUAUGUGAAUGACUUGACAGGGGAUAUUGUGACAGCAGCUGGAAUUUUACUUGCAGUUUGGAGCGUUAAUGGGGACUGCCUUGCAAUGGUUAACACGUCUCAACUGCCUUCUGAUUCAAUUCUUUCUGUUACAAGUAGUUCAUUUUCUGAUUGGCUGGACACAAACUGGUAUGUAACGGGUCAUCAAAGUGGGGCUGUUAAGGUGUGGCAAAUGGUUCACCACACCAACCUCGAGAGUUCCCAGCAGAAGUCAACGACCAAUGGGAUGGGUGGUUUAAAUCUCAAUGAUAAAGUACCAGAGUACAGGUUGGUCCUCCACAAGGUGCUCAAGUUUCAUAAGCAUCCCGUUACUGCCCUUCUCCUUACAAAUGACCUCAAGCAGUUACUAAGCGGGGAUUCUGGCGGGCAUUUGCUGUCAUGGACAGUGCCAGAGGAAAGCUUGAGAGCAUCAAUGAAUCAGGGGUGAUGAUCCUAAAAUACGAUUCAAGUGUGAUAACUUCAGCAAAUGGGGCAGCUCUCGGUUCUAACUAAGACCCAAACCCUCGUGAUGAAAAGAACGGAAGUGCUGCUCAUGCUAAAGGGUACAAAUGUGACAGCAGGGCUGGCCUGGACCGGAACAGGAGAAAACUAUACAGGAUUGACAGUAAAGACGAAGCCACCCAUAAACUAAUUGUUGUGUUGAAAACCACGCAAGCAUGCUGCCUGUCAGGAUCUUUGCUACACCAGGUUGAGCAUCUGAUCGGGAAGGCGAUACUCGAUGCUUUUAGGAUGAAUAGGAGGAUCUCCAUUUCGGACGAGGAGCGUCCCAGUCUUACAGGUUUUUUGGUUUGUUUGUUAUUUUUAAUGUAAAUAGUUGGACUAACACGGUGUGUGAUGGAAGUUGUAUAGCAGACAAGUGUGCCAGGAAUGGGGACGUUUGGGUGAAAAAUGAUCGGUCCAGUGUCAAAUUGGUCAAUUGUGGGCAUUUUUUGGCUACAAUUCUUUUUGAAAUAGUGCAUUUUGGGCACUUAUUAUUGCCCAUUUCUUUUUGUAAAAUUUACCCCUCUCCCACGAACUAAAGGUUGUGUUUUGUUUUCGAUUCGGUAGUGGAAUUAUUCUAAUUCACAA